This is a messenger RNA of Raphanus sativus (radish), 733 nucleotides long. RefSeq names its product putative GEM-like protein 8. The transcript has a single exon. NCBI's taxonomy places the organism in Eukaryota, Viridiplantae, Streptophyta, Magnoliopsida, Brassicales, Brassicaceae. Bases 49 to 690 code for a protein of 213 amino acids. The record is from RefSeq and is a predicted model, not a curated record.
UCUCUCUCUUUCUCUCUCAGGAUCAAGAUCACUACUCAAUCCUCCAAGAUGACAAUGAGCACAGUCCACCAACAAGUUCUUGCAUUUCCUGCACUCAAGACUGCUCCCGCAGGUUACUUGCCUGACCCAGCGUCCAUCAACAAGCUCCAAAUCCCUAAUUUUUCCAAAACAUCUCAACAAAGCAAGGGAAAAUCGAUUCUGCGUACCAAUAGUUUCACGGAUGGAGCUAUAGAUCAGAGCAAGUUAGGACCAAAGCUGACCGAAACAGUCAAGAGAAAGCUAUCUUUGGGAGCUAAGAUCAUUCAAAUGGGAGGCCUAGAGAAAAUCUACAAGAGGCUCUUCAGAGUCUACGACGAAGAGAAACUCUUCAAGGCCUACCAAUGUUACCUAUCAACAACCGCAGGUCCCAUCGCAGGGUUACUCUUCAUCUCAUCAAAGAAGAUUGCUUUCUGCAGCGAGAGAUCGAUCAAAGUGGCUUCUCCUAAGGGAGAUCUCAUUAGGGUUCACUACAAAGUGUCAAUCCCUCUUUGCAAGAUCAAGGGAGUGAACAAGAGUCUUAACACAAAGAAGCCUUCUCAGAAGUACCUUGAAGUAGUCACGGUCGAUGGCUUUGACUUCUGGUUCAUGGGAUUCUUGAGCUACAAGAAAGCUUUCAACUGCCUCGAGCAAGCACUUUCUCUUCAGCAAUAACAAGGAGAAUGUUGAAGAGGAAAUAUUUCAUUUCUAAUUUAAC